UUGAUAAAGUUUUUGCCCAAAUUCGCGGCCAAAUGUUGUGUAGUGUCGCAAACGGGUCAGUUCCAGAUCUUCGAUGUGACCGACUAUACGCAACGGUACAUCCAGAACGUCCAGUUGCCCCCAUCCGGCGCUUCCAUCACUAGUUUCGACGUCUCGUCCACCGGUCAGGCGCUGGCCUUUGGCGACGAUCACAACUACAUCUAUCUGUACGGCGCGUGCAGUGAAGUGGACUUCAAUAUGGGCAGCAAACCCACCGAAUUCGCCGACCCUAUAGAGCCGGUGCGUGCGGUGCCCAUCACUGACAUAUAUACUCCCAUAUCAGAGAUCUCUCCCUUUCCCUAUUGGGCCAUAUCUGACAAAUUGCUGUCCGAUAUGUCGCCCGAUAUUUGUCGCAAGACAUACCGCCCGACGCCUGCCAUUGAUCCGGAAAUUCUGCGAACAUUAAGAAUGGUUGGAUCUAUUGGUUACGCACCCAAUCACGGCAAGAGACUUCACGUCCGCUCAACGGUGGCCACAGAGUCCGCACAUAAUUCCAAACGAAACAGUCCAGAGGCCAAUGAGAUGCCGCACCGGUACUACUUCUUAGAGCCCAACUACGACAAGAUGGACAAAGACGAGUACGACUUUCUUCGAUACAAUCACUCACCAUUCGCGGGACUCGACUCAACACUUCCCAACUCGUACUCCAAUAAUAUGAUCCAAUCGUUGUAUUUCAUACGUCCUCUUCGGACCGGUAUUAUCGGUCACGUGUGUAAAAAGGAGUAC
Medioppia subpectinata is the source of this 765-nucleotide messenger RNA. NCBI's taxonomy places the organism in Eukaryota, Metazoa, Arthropoda, Arachnida, Sarcoptiformes, Oppiidae. The record is from the annotation of a GenBank genome assembly.